Acaulospora morrowiae is the source of this 948-nucleotide messenger RNA. The record is from the annotation of a GenBank genome assembly. Lineage: Eukaryota; Fungi; Glomeromycota; Glomeromycetes; Diversisporales; Acaulosporaceae.
AUGGUAUCAAAUGUUCUUUAUCAGUUUCUCUUAAAUACUCUAAUGGAGGUCAUAAAGCUAAGAAAAUCAUGUCUUUUGAUUCAGAACAAACAAGAUGAACAAAAUUUUGAUGAAAAACGUGUCGAUGACAAUCUUGCAAACGACCUAAGCUUACUUGAACUUGGACCUGAAGGAUGGGAUAACGCCUCUCUUUAUUAUCAAAUUUGGGAAAGCUUUAAUUUGUUACAACCUCACAACAAUCUUACAUCCACAAAUACUCCAACAGCCAUCUCGCCUUCCCUUCUUCCUCCACUUAGCCCUCUUGAAAUUUCUUCGGACGUUUCGUCAGCUUCUACGACACGUCCUUCCACCCCUCCUCUAAACUACACCUUCAUUGAUCAUCAAGUGGUACCACAGGACAACACCACUCAGCAAACACUCGUUGACGAUUCAAUUGAAACCACAAAGAAAACUCAACCGAAUCAAAAAAAAUCAUCAAAAGGCUCAGAAAGAAACAAAGGAUCAAAAAAGUCAAAAAAUAUCAAGAAGCAUAAUUCAACGAAAAGAAAUAAAAGUGGCUCAGGACCCAAAGUUCUAGUUAUAUACCCACCUAGAAAAUAUGAAAAUGUGAUAUUCAAUCAAGACGAGGAUAACUAUAAUACAACUGUCGUCGGUCCGGAGAAAACUUUUAACAACGCAGGCCCCUCUUUGUCUAAUAAUGUUUUAGAUAACUCAAGUAACGUCCCAACAGACACUCGUUUAAACACAGAAUGCAAUUACCUUACUUCUCAAAUGGUUGACUUUAGGAAUAACACUAUGCCAUUCCUAAAUCCAACCUUCUAUUAUGGUUAUUAUGGCCAUUAUGAUUCAACAAUCGAUGUUGCCGAGAUGAACUCUGAAACAUUUUUCACCACGAUGGACUUUGAAAACGAAAUCUCAUUCACGAAUGAUUGCGUAUGGAGAAAUUAA